Messenger RNA from Centruroides sculpturatus (bark scorpion), 1238 nucleotides. RefSeq lists its product as uncharacterized. NCBI's taxonomy places the organism in Eukaryota, Metazoa, Arthropoda, Arachnida, Scorpiones, Buthidae. The transcript is spliced from 2 exons. The record is from RefSeq and is a predicted model, not a curated record. The coding region runs from base 513 to 1175 and encodes 220 amino acids.
UUAAAAUAUAAUGGGCAUUUUAUAUAUGAAAUUUUCACGCGUAUAAAAUCAAGUAUAAUAAAUGUACCCACACAAGACAAAAAGUAAUAAUAAUAAUAAUUAUGUUUUUCGUGGGAAAUUAUAAAAUUUUUUAUAGUAUAGUAUUUUAAACCAUAAAAUAUACAGUACUGUACAUCAUUCGACCAUUAAGAUCAUGCGUUGCAGAAUAUUUUAUACAAAAUUUACGUUAGUUACACACUUCUGACCUUGGUUUUAAAUCCCUUUUCUUCCCUCACGUAUAUAAACUACCCAUAGAAAUCAAAAGCCGUGUCUAUUGGCACCUUAAUGUAGGUUUGUAUAGCGGAAGGCCUCACUUCCAAACAAAGACGUUACGCUAGGUUACAGACGCAUGCGUGGUUACCAUCCGAGUUACAGUGUGUUUUUUUAAACAUGAUUAUGAAUGAAAAUCAUGAAGUCAUAAAAGAAAGGCAACAGAAUUCUCUCGCUGUUAACCAAAUAUUUCAUGUUCUCGAAUGUUAACAUCGAUUAUGAUAGACAUUCCAGUCCAGAGCAGAUAUGACCUGGAGGAGCCAAUUGAUUUAAGGAAGAAGCCUGCGAUAGAAAGAGAACGCAUCCGCCUAUCUCCAGACCCUUGGGAAAAGUGGAAAAGAGUAUUUUUAGCGCCAUUCCUCGCGCCGAAUUUGUUAGUGGAUAAACCUAUAGAAGCGCAUCGAUCUUCGAUUGAUCCAUUCUCCGAUAGAUUAAAGACAUUUGGCCAAACAGAUUCGAUCGAUCAAGAGAAAUUAAUCGAUUUAUCGUGUCAUUUAAAUCGAUCGUUCAGUUGUUCUCAGAUACCGAAUUUCAAUUUCGAUUUACACCAUCGAAGAAAUAGGCAUCGAUCCGCUGAUGACGUCGAAGUGACGAAAUUUGAAAUGUCAAACUGUGAUUCGAACGAUUUUAAAUUAGAUACGAUUGGUACGGGUGUCAAAAAUAGAAAAAGAACCCCGCGUGCAUUAAUUGGUAAGCAUGUCAAAUAUGGAACUGGUGCGAGUAUUAAAACGCUAUUGACUCUCAGACAGACGAUCGUUGCCAGGAAAAAGGCAAAAGAAAUGAUUCCUCAAGGUGUCGCCACCUGCCAACAGAAGCAGAAAACUCAGAAAUUAAAAUCAAGAAAGAAAAUUGUUAAUUCUCAAUGAAAUUUUGAGAAAAAAUAAAAUUAAAGAGAAACAAUUUUGUAUAAUAAAUUUUAUUACAUAUAU